Molecule: messenger RNA, 9352 nt
Organism: Ostrea edulis (European flat oyster)
Lineage: Eukaryota; Metazoa; Mollusca; Bivalvia; Ostreida; Ostreidae
Product: sushi, von Willebrand factor type A, EGF and pentraxin domain-containing protein 1-like
Exons: 48
Coding region: 663-8867 (2734 amino acids)
Cellular component (GO): extracellular region
Molecular function (GO): chitin binding
Source: RefSeq, a predicted model, not a curated record
UGAUGUUUAAGAUUAUACGAUGGAAAUACAUAACUGUUUGCUUUCUCUUUGAAAGCAUGAUCAAAUUUUAGUUUAGUUUUCUCUGUUUGGAUUCUAAAGGCUGCGGAAAGAUUUACCAGGACACUAACUGUCCAUCAGCAUGUUGCGUUUUGCUUCUUUUUUUUUUUUAAUGGAAAACAAAUCCUUUUUACAAUCAUACAAUAGUCAUCGUGUACACUCUAAAGAAAGUAGAAAAAUAUAGAACUAGUCUAAGAAAUAUUUACUGUACAUUUAUUAAUCUACUUUUUAAUCAAAUGGCAGCUGUUUAUAUGAAAAUGUAUCAAAUUAUCUAAAAAAACUAUUUGAACUAAAAAUUUCAUAAUUCAUGCAUUCGCCAUUGAUUGCUUAGGAGUACACAUGAUAUAUUUGAGCCCCUUAGGACCAAGUACAUCAAUAUGUCCGUUCAAUCUGCUUCAAGAAUAAUCUCUAUAAUAUAUCUUAGUAUAAUUGAUUUGAAAAUACUUGUGACAUAAAUGGAUAUCUAAUGAGUUGCUAAGCAUUCACUUGGUCAUGUGACAUCUUAAGUUUGUUCCUGUAAGCCCUACUUCUUUGUUAACCAUUAUCAGUUCAUUAUACCAAUGAAGAUUUGAAAGGCAAAGAUUCCGGAUCAGAUACAGUAGCGGAUGAUGAAAAGAAUAAAAGAACUAUUAUGUCUCUUCGCAAUUUACGUUUUCCAAGUCAGAAGUAUCGAUGAGAGAGGAUGCAAGGGUUUAAUGGAGUUGGUUGUCAUCAUCGACGGUUCUGACAGUAUCAACAAACCAGACUAUGAUUCUCUAAAAAUCUCAAUGAGCAAGCUAGUGCAAAAACUAGACAUUCAAGAAACUGAAAUCCGAAUAUCAUUCAUUGUCUUCAGUUCGGACAUCGCCUUGGAGACACCCCUUAUGGGAGACAAGCAACAUGCUUUAAAUACAGCAGCUACUUUGCCUCAUCCAAGGGACGGUACAAAAACAUGGAUGGCCCUGGAAGCAAUGACACGGGUUGUUGCAAAAAAACGUGAAGUUGAAGUUCCGAUAGUGGGAGUGGUUCUUACUGAUGGCAUAUCUAAAGACGAAGCGAAAACUAGGAAUGCUGCAAAACUAUUGAAAGACAGCGGCGUUAAUUUGUACGCCAUUGGUGUAACGGACAUUAAAAAUAAGCAAGAACUGAAAGAUAUUGCUUCAAAACCUGAAAAUGUAAUCACAUUCCAAACAUUUUCUGAGCUAGCUGACAAAUUGGAAUCCCUUGUUAAACUUGUCUGUCCAAAAUGCCCCCCAAAUCCUCUCCUGGCACAUUCCGACACACAACAAGCAGACUAUAUUGUGGACACAUUAUUAGAAUACCAUUGCAAGCCAGACUACGUUCCCGUUGGAAACAACACUAUCAAAUGUCAAAGGGACUUAACUUGGACCAAACUGGACUAUGCGUGUCUAUCUGACUGUGGCGACCCACCCAUCCUGGAACAUACUAUGUUAGAAAUGCCCGGACGACUGGAGGGAUCGUCGACCAAGUACACGUGUACUAGAGGGUCUGUUCUGGAGGGAACACCGGAAACUGUUUGUAAGGAGGAUGGCACAUGGUCUAAACCUACGUUCAAAUGCAGAGCUGACUGCGGAUUACCGAAUAUCAUCAAGCACACUACACUUAGUCCUGGGGGAAAUUUAGAGGGAGACUUACGGACAUAUACAUGUGCAUCAACUACUGUACAAGAGGGUAAUCCCAGUAUAGAAUGUCUACACAAUGGGCAAUGGUCCAAGACAGAUCUCUAUUGUCGACCAAUUUGUGGAGAACCGCCUGUAAUUGAAAGAGCCACUAUUUCUGUUGGAGGGAUUGUAGAGGGCGCAACUCGUACUUACACAUGUAACGCAAACACAGCUACAGAAGGCAACACAAUAAUCACAUGUGGCGCCGAUGGAAGGUGGUCACUAUUGAACCUAUACUGCAGACCUGACUGUGGACCCCCACCACAAGUGGAGCGUGCGGUGAUAAAAGAAUACAAUGUCGUCCUAGAGGGUGUAAGGUUACCUGCCACGCUAGAGGGCGUGACAAGGUACUACGAAUGUCAGUCUAAUACAGUGGCCGAAGGACUGGUUAGCACCACAUGUCAACUGAAUGGAAAAUGGUCUACCACGGGCCUGUACUGUCGACCUAAUUGUGGUCAUCCACCAACUAUUGAGAGAAGCACAGUGUCGUUUGAGGGAACAUUAGAGACCCAUACUGCCACGUACACAUGCUCCAAAAAUACAGUAACGGAGGGCAUCACAAGUAUUACUUGUCAAAUCGAUGGAAGCUGGUCAUCCACUAACCUUUUCUGUAGACCUGACUGCGGACCACCACCAGAAAUCGAACGAUCUAUGAUAUCCGUCGGAAAAACCCUGCAAGGAAUUACAAGAACCUAUACUUGUCAGACUAAUACAGUUACAGAAGGAACACCGACUACUACAUGCGAAAUGAACGGACAGUGGUCAAAGACGAAUUUAUACUGUCGACCUGACUGUGGACUCCCGCCACAAGUGGAGCGUGCGGUGAUAAAAGAAUACAAUGUCGUCCUAGAGGGUGUAAGGUUACCUGCCACGCUAGAGGGCGUGACAAGGUACUACGAAUGUCAGUCUAAUACAGUGGCUGAAGGACUGAUUAGCACCACAUGUCAAGUGAAUGGAAAAUGGUCUACCACGGGCCUGUACUGUCGACCUGAUUGUGACAUACCAUCAACUAUUGACCGAAGCACUGUGACUUAUCAAGGGACAUUGGAAGGUCAAAUAGCUUCAUACACAUGCGCACAGAAUACCAGAACAGAAGGCAUUACAGAUAUUACUUGCCAGAAUGAUGGGACUUGGUCAUCCACCACUCUCUUCUGCAGACCUAAUUGUGGACCACCGCCAAUAGUACUGCGAGCAAAGAUUUCUGAAGGUGACACUUACCAGGGUACAACAAGAAAGUAUUCAUGUCUAAGUAACACCGUCAAAGAAGGUAUACCGACCAUUACUUGUGGAAUGGAUGGACAGUGGUCAAAGACAAAACUUUACUGUCGGCCGAAUUGUGGCGAACCAAUGAAGAUAGAGCGAGCAACUAUUGACCAAGGCUCAACACUAGAGGGCUCUGUCAGAACGUACACAUGUGACAUGAAAACUGUCACGGAGGGAGAGACUAAGAUAGCCUGCUUAGAAUCCGGGGUGUGGUCUGAUACAAGUCUUUAUUGUCGACCUGAUUGUGGAGACCCCCCUCAUAUAGACCGAGCACUUGUGGAUAUUGGCAAAACGGUGGAGGGUGUCAUUAGAACAUACACCUGUCAGGACAAGACGGUGACAGAGGGAUCUACCAAGAUCAGAUGUGAAAAAAGUGGUGUCUGGUCCACAAGCAGGCUUUAUUGUCGACCGGAUUGUGGGCCACCACCAGUAGUAAGGAGAUCAACCAUAUCUGUUGGAAAUACUUUACAAGGAACUGUCCGACUAUACAAUUGCGAUCAAAAUACAGUGACGGAAGGCCAUACCUCAAUAGAAUGUCAGAUAGAUGGGACGUGGUCACAAACAGAUCUUUACUGUAGACCUGAUUGUGGCGAUCCAGACCAUAUUCCGCGAGCUACCAUCAGUGUUGGGUCCAACCUGGAAGGCUCUACCAGAAUGUACACAUGUAACGAAAACACACGCACGGAGGGAAUCACCAGCAUAUCAUGUACAGAUACCGGAACAUGGUCACAGACAAAUCUAUACUGCAGACCUAACUGUGGUGAGCCUCCGUCAGUGUUACGGGCCACCAUCAAUCCUGGAGGGACUCAUGAGGGCGACAGAAGGGCGUAUUUGUGUAAUCAACAAACCGUAACGGAGGGAAAUACUGAAAUCUACUGCCAAACAAACGGACAGUGGUCCUCCACAAAUCUGUAUUGCAGACCUGACUGCUUGAAGCCACCCAGAAUUGACCGAGCCGCCCUCAGUGUAGGCAGAACAGUAGAGGGAACCAUCCGAACGUAUACAUGUAAUCCUGGAACCCAUACAGAAGGCACCACAACCAUCAGAUGUCAAGAAAGUGGAGUAUGGUCAGCUACAAAUCUCUACUGCAGACGUAAGAAGUCAUUGUGUAUUUGUGCUGACUGCGGUAAUCCACCUACAGUGGCCAGAUCGAGUAUUUCUAUAGGUGAUAACCUCGAAGGAACAACACGAUAUUACACAUGCGUAGACAAGGCUGUCGCAGAGGGACUUACACAGACAACUUGUCAGAUUGAUGGAACUUGGUCAAUUACAAACUUAUACUGCAGACCGGAUUGUGGAAUUCCAAUGAACAUUCUGAGAGCAACGAUAUCGCCAGGUGAUACACUAGAAGGAACAGUAAGAACGUACACCUGUAACUCAAAUACCGCGACAGAGGGAGCCACGGAAAGCAUCUGUCAGAUAAACGGGCAAUGGUCUCUCACAGCAGAGGAUCUCUACUGUCGUCCUGAUUGCGGUGAACCUCUGUCUAUUGAACGUGCAACGAUCGCUGCCGGGAGCAACCUAGAAGGUUCUACAAGGCACUACAUCUGUUCCGCAAAUACUGUGGCACAGGGGCAGCUGAGCAUAACGUGUCAGAAUGAUGGAACGUGGUCAAUGACAGAUUUAUAUUGCAGACCGAAUUGUGGUAUCCCCGAGAACAUACCUCGUGGUGCGGUACAGUUUGACUCCACUUUGGAAGGUGCCGUAGCCACGUAUACAUGUGCUCAGAACACUGUCUUAGAGGGUGGAGCAACCAGUGUUUGUCAGAGAAAUGGUAACUGGUCAGCCAUAACAACCUACUGUAGACCGAAUUGUAGAGAGCCUCUAGAAAUACUCCGGGCUACUGUUUCCGUUGGGUCAACACUGGAAGGAGCUUCUAGAACGUAUACAUGUAACACUAGAACGGUGGCAGAGUCGGGUCCCGCUGAAAUCGUGUGUCAAAAAAACGGAAUGUGGUCUACAACAGACUUGUACUGUAGGCCCGAUUGUGGUGCACCACAACUCAUUGUAAGAGCUACAAUAUCCGCCGGAAAUAACUUGGAAGGAAGUAUACGAACAUAUACCUGCGAUGCCAACACUUUAACUCAGGGUAUUAUCAACAUCAGGUGUCAGCUGAAUGGACAAUGGACAUCCACGGACCUCUAUUGCAGGCCUCAAUGUGGAAGACCACCGUUGAUAGAGAGGGCCUCCUUUUACGCCAAUUCCACAGCGGAGGGAGGAGUUACCCAAUAUACCUGCAGCAACAGAACAGUGACGGAGGGCUCGACCACGAUAGUUUGUCAGAAUGAUGGUACAUGGUCGUACACUGACUUGUAUUGCAGACCGAACUGCGGUCCACCUCCCAAUAUUCCUCGAUCCACUCUUCAACCCGGAGGAACGACCGAAGGAAGUUCCCGUUUUUAUGUUUGUGAUCAGUCAACUAUCACUGAGGGUAUCACAGAAACCAAAUGUUUGAAAGAUGGAACCUGGUCCAAAACAGACAUGUAUUGCAGACCUGACUGUGGUGCACCCGUUUUCGUUGAAAACUCUAAAAAGAUUUAUCCGACCUCUACGGCAGAGGGCACACGACUUAUACUGGAGUGUGUAGAGGGAACAGUACCGGAGGGCAGUAACGAGGUGUUCUGUCAGAAGGACGGCACCUGGACCAAGCCAACUUUGUACUGCAGACCUGAUUGUAAAAAACCAAUGAUGGUACCCAGAGCAACCGCACAGUAUACCAGUACAUUGGAAGGGGCUGUCGUUGUGUAUGUUUGUAAUGCAGGGACAGUGAGCGAAGGAGAAAAUUCCAUCCUCUGCAAACAUGACGGGACGUGGACUGACACAAACCUUUACUGCAGACCUGAAUGCGGACCUCCUCCUACCAUACAACGGGCUACCUUUUCCGCCGGAAAUUGGACCGAGGGAUCCACGUUGACAUACAUGUGUCAGGAGCACACAGUAAUGGAGGGAAACCCGAGUAUCGCAUGCCAGAGUAAUGGCUUAUGGUCCGAUACUAGCUUAUAUUGCAGACCUGAUUGUGGCCUCCCGAAACUUAUACACCGAGCAGUGCUAUCAGAAGGUGAUACUGUGGAGGGAGUAAUCCGAACUUACACCUGUAUACCUAACACUGUCCCUGAAGGGGAAACUACAAUAGUUUGCCAGAAUAACGGACUGUGGUCUUUAACAGAUUUGUAUUGCAGACCAAACUGUGGCGAACCACCUGUUGUCGAUCGAGCUGUAGUGGAUGUGAAUGGCUCCACCCUUGAGAGUGCAACGAGAUACUACAAAUGUACCGGCGACUCUGUAUUGGAGGGAGAUUACAGUAUAACGUGCGAACAGAACGGACGAUGGUCAGAUAUCAGCUUCUACUGCAGACCUAACUGUGGACAACCAAACCCCAUGCUCCGAGCUACUGUUGAUAUCUCCACUGGCACACUGGAGGGCAGCAUUGCCCUAUACAGGUGCGACCAGAGUACAGUACAGGAAGGUUUCGGAGAAACUGUGUGUCAGAAGGAUGGGCACUGGUCAUCAGUGGACUUCUACUGCAGACCUGAUUGCCGAGCACCACCUAAAAUCCCUCGGGCCACGCUACAAGAUGGAUUCACCACGGAGGGAUCACUGAGGUUCUAUGUGUGUGACAAGAAUACACAUAAAGAAGGAAGGGCAGAAACUAGCUGUCAAUCAGACGGAACAUGGACUCCCAUCGACCUAUACUGCAGACCGGACUGUGGUAUGCCACCGCACCUCCCAAACACCUUUAUCGCAGCCCCUGGGCCCACAACUGAAGGAUCGGAAGUAGUCUAUGGCUGCGUAGAAAAUCAUGUUGCUGAGGGGGAACCUUCCAUUUUCUGCCGGAAGGACGGGACAUGGACGAACUCUUCCCUGUACUGCAGGCCUGAUUGUGGUAUGCCAGCAUUACCACCACGAGUCCUGCCAAUACCAGAUGACGCAUAUACGCUAGAGGGAUCUGUAAUAACAAUGCAAUGUGAGGAUGACAAUGAGCCAGAGGGGGACGACACCAUCAAGUGUGGUCCUGAUGGACGAUGGACAGUCUCAAACUUUUAUUGCAGGCCUGAUUGUGGACCGCCUAAACAAAUACAAAGAACGACAAUUAAGGGACUAGAAGGAGGUACACUAGAGGGCACCACCAUUAUGUAUAUUUGUGAUGAUAACACAGAUCCUUCUGGGAAUCCAUCAAGUGUUUGUACAGAAUAUGGAAUUUGGUCAAAUGUGACAAUAAAAUGCACUCCGAAUUGCGGAAGGCCUAGUGAUGUUCCUAGAGCGACAAUACGGGAAGGGCCGACCACUGAGGGAACCGUGAGAAUCUAUGAUUGUAAACCUGGGACACAACCCGAGGGAGACAAUACAAUCACUUGUCAAAGUAAUGGGCUCUGGACCAGGACUAAUCUCUACUGUCGACCGGACUGUGGUCAGCCCCGGAAGAUUGAAAGAGCAACUAUCUCCGAUGGGGGUACUUUGGAAGGCAGUGUUCGUACGUACACUUGUGAUGCAAAGUCGAAAGCAGAGGGAAACAUUGUUACCACGUGCAGGAAAGAUAGAACCUGGACACCGAUUAACCUCUACUGUAGGCCUGAUUGUGGGAAGCCCCCUCCUAUUGCUAGAGCCACGGUACGACCUGGUGACACUACAGAGGGGUCAGUAAGAACAUAUAUUUGUGAUGCGGACACCAAGGCGACGGGUGACCACACUAUUACCUGUCAGAAGAGUGGACAAUGGACCAUAGCUACACUCAACUGCGAAAUAUCAGUUGUCGUACCUCCCGACCCAGAUCUACCCCCUGGAAUAGAUGUUUGUGAUGGCUGUGACAUGAGAAACGGUGUUGGGUUUGCUCCUCACCCAGGAGAUUGUUAUAGAUUCGUGCAGUGCUAUUUUGGUGCCAAUGGGGAGAUCCGUUCUGCCAUUAGAAAGUGCCCAUAUGGACAAUAUUGGGAUCAGCGUAGUUUAACUUGCCAACUGUCCGUAAAAGUUACCUGUAAAAACGAAAAUUGUAGGAUACCAACUUUAAAAUCAUACGCAAUGAAUCAUGUUAAAAAUUGUCGUGCAUACUGGAAAUGUAUCCUGGGAAAAUCUUACGGCAUGUGUUGCCCUGAAGGGAAAAGGUAUAAACCCUAUGUCGGCUGCAUCACUGAUCCAAAGUGCGAUGAUGCCUGUCCACCCCUUACAGCCGGCCUGGGUGCAUGUGAUAAUCGGAUGAUAUUCGGUGAUCCCAAUCAUUUUGAACAGUUCGUGCCAGGCAUGGGUUGGAUAAAGAUGCCUUGUCCCUUGGGAACUCAAUAUAACGCAGUUGAUUGUGGGUGUACCACACAUGGACCAAGCCCUAACCCCGACAAAGUUUGCCGACCGGAAGUUUAUUUACCAUUUGAUAAGGACACGGAAGACAAAUCCGGGAAUAAUGUACAUAUACAGAACAACAAUGUCUCGGUCGUUGAGGGCGUAGCUUACUUUAAUGGCGAGGCUGAGUUAAUUAUACCUAGAUUUUCAAACUUUGAAUAUACUGAACUUGUGGUAGCCUUCACUUACCUGGAAACGCCGCCAUGUCAGGAGGUCACCGCUCUAAUCAGUAACAGUGACUGUUGUACUUCCACUCCAACGAUGGCCAUAGUUAAAAGUUACAAAAACGUACACUUUCUGGCUAAAUGUAACGGCGGACUAGUGACGACUUUCAAAUUACCACUGCAUCUUGGAAAUUGGAACAAGGUAUUUUAUAUUCAUGAUACUGAAAGACUGGAGGGACGUGUGAAUGGUUUAGAAAAUUCAAAAUGGGCCGUUGGACAAAUACAGAAAACACAUACAGCCAUACAUAUAGGUUAUGGGAGAGGAUUCAGAAAUUUUAAAGGUUAUAUGGAUGACGUGACGUUUUACUUGUGCAGACCGAAAUAUAUAUAAACAUUGCUUAUCCACACUACGGAAAUCCAUGCCUUUCGUGUAAUUGUUUCAGAAAGCAGAUUUAUGUGUGCACUGUUUACGUGCACACGACAUUUUGAGAGUUGUGCAAUACUUCAAAUUAAUGUCUGUCUCGUUCUUUGGGGGUAGCUUUAUGACUCGAAGAUUACUUUUUAUUAGUUGUUGAAAUCCAUUUGUUUUCAUAAACCAUUUACAAAAUAAAGAAAACAUUGUGUUUCUUUUUUGUGUUGGUCCAGUAAAACAUUGUGUUCCUUCUUUGUGUUGGUCCAGUAAAACAUUGUGUUUCUUCUUUGUGUUGGUCCAGUAAAACAUUGUGUUUCUUCUUUGUGUUGGUCCAGUAAAACAUUGUGUUUCUUCUUUGUGUUGGUCCAGUGCUAUGAGGUUUAUUCACAGACUGUCUUGUUGAUCAUUUCGAAUCACAUGUUAUCAAUAUGUAAAUGUAAUUCAAUAAAAACGCCGAUUUUCAA